Messenger RNA from Ceratitis capitata (Mediterranean fruit fly), 1408 nucleotides. RefSeq names its product transcription initiation protein SPT3 homolog (gene Spt3). Gene Ontology annotation, biological process: transcription by RNA polymerase II. Gene Ontology annotation, molecular function: protein heterodimerization activity; transcription coactivator activity. The record is from RefSeq and is a predicted model, not a curated record. NCBI's taxonomy places the organism in Eukaryota, Metazoa, Arthropoda, Insecta, Diptera, Tephritidae. The transcript has a single exon. The coding region runs from base 149 to 1246 and encodes 365 amino acids.
UAAGCCGCAAAUCAGCUGAGUUGCUUAUAACAGCUCUGUUGCAAAUCAGGUGUUAUUGUUAAACUUUGAAGUGUGUCAAACGCAUAAACAAUAUUUCUUGUGGUUACAUUUUUAUACACGGCUAAAAACUCUCCUCAGUUAAAGCAAAAUGAAUUUUAAUAGCAAAAGGCCUGCCCGACAAAAUUCAACGAGUUUCAGUGCGUCUACUCCUGCUGCUGCUAACUCGGAUGGCAGUGGAACUACAACACCAACAUUACUUAUACAACAACCAUCGCAAGCAGUGGCUUCACCUCAUGCACUACAACAUCAGCUAUCCAAUAGCAGCACUAGCAGUGCUGCGGGUAUAGCAAGUGGUCUCGCAGCAGGAGGGGCAGUGGAUGAUGCACCCAUAACAUUGUUGCCUGAAAUUUCUGAUAUAAUGCGCAGCUUUGGUGAUAGUGACCAACCGCGAAUGGAAAGUGUUAAGUUAGUGGAACAUAUACUACAACAACAAUUGCGUGGCAUGUUUAACGAAGCUUCUCUAGUCGCUUUACGCCGCAAAAAUAGCCCGUGUCCAACUCAAGCUGAUUUUGAAUUUCUAAUGCGCAAUCACCCGGUUAAAAUAGCACGUAUGCGUAAACACUUAAAGGAUAUGAAAAUAUUGAAACGGUUUCUAAGCAUACGUACAGGGCGCCCACAAGAUUUCAUGGAUGACACGGAACAACUUGAGUCUGAGGACGAACUGGCUAUUGAAAUUCCGGAAUUGUUCGAUGAAGAACGUACACGUAGACUUUUUCGUGCCGAUCGUAUUUCACAAAUAUUGACUGGCCAACAAUAUUUAGAAUUCAAUGAAGCACGAAAGACAUCUUUCUAUUGUCGUCACGGAGAAAAGAUCAAAAAUAAAUUUCGUCGCUUCCUCGAUUUACCAGCCGAUUUACGCAUCCCCACAACUACUAUGAAUAUCUUGGCCUACUUCGCACACGAGACCAUUGCUGUGAUUGUUGACUAUGCUAUAUUAACACGUUUGAAUUCGGAGAAUCGUGUAACAGAGCCUUACAGUCGUAUUACUUCAACGGGUGCUUCAGCAGCAAUGUUGCACAUUUGUCCUGAAGUAACCCAAGGUCGCGGUAUGGAAGUUGUGCGACCAAUUAGCGUUCAAGAAAUACACGAAGGGAUGCGUCGGUUCCGACAAAUGACGAGUAAGAAAAUUGGUUUCUAUCGUAGCUCUUGCGAUGCUGAUUUUCGCCGUUCUUUUCUUGCUAUAUAAAAUAGAUUCAUCGCUAAUAAACUUAUGUUUAUAUUGAGGAUAAAUUUUUAUUCGAAUAUGUAUACCUAUUUGCAUAAGCGUUUAGAACUAAGUCAUUAAAUUACUAAUAAAAUUGGAUUCCACAUGCGUUACAUAUUUUAACUACAUUCAAAUAAAAAGUGC